AUGGCCAAAACAGGCGGUGGAUCGUCGACUGAAGGUUGGGGUCAGUUUCUCCAAUAUUCUUUCAACAAGAGCAAUUUCGCAGUGGAAAACAAUGCUAUCGCAGGACGGAGCGCGCGCUCUUUCACGCGGGAAGGGCGAUUCCAAGCUGUCGCGGAUAAGCUGAAGUCCGGGGAUUGGGUUGUGAUUGAGUUCGGACAUAAUGACGGCGGAAGUCUAACGCCUACUGAUAAUGGGCGCUCAGACUGCUUCGGCGAAGGAACUCAGACGUGCUCGACAACGUACAAUGGUGUUGCUGAGACAGUGCUCACUUAUCCAGCUUAUUACGAGAAAGCAGCAGCUAUGUUUCUGGGAAAGGGGGCCAAAGUUAUCAUGAGCUCUGCGACUCCUAACAACAUCUGUGAGAGCGGCAGUUGCAGCUGGGGGCCCUCGCGCUUUGACUACUAUGCCUGGUACGCUGCAGUGGUUGCAGGAGGGACUGCCAAGGGUGUUUAUCACGUCCCUCAUGGCUACUACGCCGCCCAAGCCAUGAAGAAUCUUGGCACCACGGUCGUGAAUGCCAAUUAUCCGAACGACCAUACCCAUACUUCGGCAUAUAUGGCGGACAUCAUGGCAAAGUCCUUUGUCCUCGGACUGAAAUGUGGUACGAGCGCGUUGGGAGCCGCGGUGACGAACACAACAAGCUCGAUGUCAUCGACAAUCCUUGGGCCAUGUAUCAGCUUCAACAGUACUGUGCCUAUUUGA
Molecule: messenger RNA, 741 nt
Organism: Neoarthrinium moseri
Lineage: Eukaryota; Fungi; Ascomycota; Sordariomycetes; Amphisphaeriales; Apiosporaceae
Exons: 2
Coding region: 1-741 (246 amino acids)
Molecular function (GO): hydrolase activity, acting on ester bonds
Source: RefSeq, a predicted model, not a curated record